This is a messenger RNA of Spinacia oleracea (spinach), 1143 nucleotides long. RefSeq lists its product as uncharacterized. NCBI's taxonomy places the organism in Eukaryota, Viridiplantae, Streptophyta, Magnoliopsida, Caryophyllales, Amaranthaceae. Gene Ontology annotation, biological process: DNA integration. Gene Ontology annotation, molecular function: RNA-DNA hybrid ribonuclease activity; nucleic acid binding. The coding region runs from base 1 to 1143 and encodes 380 amino acids. The record is from RefSeq and is a predicted model, not a curated record. The transcript has 4 exons.
AUGCCCGACAUUGAUCAAGCUGUGGCUGUUCAUAAGCUAAAUGUGAACCCGGAUGCUAGAUCGGUCCUUCAGAAGAAAAGAAACCAUGGGGAGGUUCGAAAUCAGGCCGCGGCUGCUGAAGUGAAACUGAUGGAUGCAUGCUUUGUCCGAAAGACGUCAUUUGUCACGGAGCAAGGGCUAUAUUGCUACAAGGUUAUGUCGUUCGGAUUAAAGAACGCCCCUGCCACAUUCCAGCGUCUCAUUAAUACUGUGUUCAGUAAGCAGCUUUGCAGAAAUAUUGAGGCCUAUAUUGAUGACAUGAUAGUAAAAAGUAAAGAGCGAAUGACACACCUAGCUGAUUUGAGGGAAACAUUCGAGACCAUUCGCGCUUACAACAUUAGGCUGAAUCCCAAGAAGUGCGUGUUUGGGGUAACUUCCAGGAAAUUCCUAGGUUUCCUAAUUGAUGAAAGGGGAAUUGAGGCUAACCCAGAUAAAAUACAGGCGGUAAUCGAUAUCAGCUCACCGAAGACUGUCAAAGAAGUUCAGCGGCUUACAUGUUGCUUGACCGCCCUGGGCAUAUUUCUUUCCAGGGUCGGGGAUAAAUGUCACUACUUUUUCAGAGCAAUCAGGAAGAAGUCCAAGUUUGAAUGGUCAGAUGAAGCAGAGGCGGCCUUUUUGAAAUUGAAAGACCAUUUGCACACUCUACCCCAUCUUGCCAUCAAAGGGAAGGCAUUUGCGGAUUUUAUUGUGGAAAUGACAAGGCCUGUUUUUUCAGAAAAUACGAAAACUAAAUGGACAGUCUAUGUGGACGGAUCAUCCACACAAAACGGGUGUGGAGCUGGUAUAAUCUGUCAGUCACCUAAGGGGGACACGUAUGAAUAUGCAAUGCGCUUCAAUUUUCAAGCGUCCAAUAAUGAGGCCGAGUACGAGGCCCUACUUUGUGGCAUCAAAAUGUGCAAGGCGGCAAGAGCCGAGGAGAUUCUGGCACUAUCUGAUUCUCAACUCAUUUCGAUCGUCUUUGACAAUGGGCCGCAGUUUGAGACACCGAAAAUCAAGGAUUGGUUGGCCGAGCUUGGCAUAGCCGGCCAUUUUGCAUCAGUUGGAAGGCCACAGGCAAAUGGACAAGUUGAGGCUUUUAACAAAACCAUUUCUGAAGGAAAAUGA